Mercurialis annua (annual mercury) is the source of this 793-nucleotide messenger RNA. RefSeq names its product 13S globulin basic chain-like. The record is from RefSeq and is a predicted model, not a curated record. NCBI's taxonomy places the organism in Eukaryota, Viridiplantae, Streptophyta, Magnoliopsida, Malpighiales, Euphorbiaceae. Gene Ontology annotation, molecular function: nutrient reservoir activity.
ACCGGUUUUUCCUCAGAAUUCGUACGCAGAGCUUGGGAUGUUGAUAGUAAAACAGUUGGCAGCUUUGUUAGCACCCAAUCCGGCAAAUGCAUUGUCAAGCUUCCUGCAUCAUUCAAGAUGGCGGAAUCCUCAAAGGAACACCAUAAUGGAAUGGUGUAUAACUGCGAGGAAGCACUAUUAGAUGUUGAUAUUAAGAAUGGUGGAAGAGUUGUGGUGUUGAACACGAAUUAGCCUUUAGUUGCAGAGGUCGGACUCGGUGCUGAUCUUGUUAGGUUGGAUGGUGGAGCUAUGUGCUCUCCUGGAUUUUCUCGUGACUCUGCUUUGCAGGUUACUUACAUUGUUAGAGGAAGUGGACGCUUUCAGGUUGUUGGCGUCGAUGGAUGGAGAGUGUUGGAAACUACUGUGAAGGCCGGUAAUUUGUUUAUUGUUCCGAGGUUUUAUGUUGUUUCAAAGAUUUGUAAUCCUGGUGGUAUGGAUUGGUUCUCUAUUAUCACCACCCCAAACCCAAUUUUCACCCAUUUGGCCGGAAGGACUUCCGUGUGGAAGGCAUUGUCACCAGAGGUGCUCGAGGCGUCAUUCGGUGUGUCUUCUGAAGUAGAGCAGCUUUUCCAAUCGAAGAGAACCUCUUAUGAGAUUUUCUUCCCACCAUCAAACGGAGUAAAGGAAUAAACAAGCUUGAGGAAGCAGUAGCUUAUCAGUUGUUUUAAUCUUUUUAGUCUGGUUUAAUAUUAUUUUUUUCAAUUAACAAGCUUGUUAAGUAUUCUUUAGAAAAUAUAUGGCUCUUUUUCAUGUU